Messenger RNA from Parasteatoda tepidariorum (common house spider), 1443 nucleotides. The record is from RefSeq and is a predicted model, not a curated record. NCBI's taxonomy places the organism in Eukaryota, Metazoa, Arthropoda, Arachnida, Araneae, Theridiidae.
AUGGCUAUCAAUGUAGACUCGGAAUCCAUUACAACUACUUUAGCAUCCAGAAUUUCGAAGUUUUCUAAGAUAAUCAGAGUUGUAGCAUGGUUAUUACGCUUCCAACCAAAAGCUAAAGAUUUAAGAAAGAAUGUUGAUUUAACGCAAGAAGAAAUAAGAAACGCACAAAAGACUCUUCUGCGGUCAGUACAAAAAGAGUGCUUCAAUGAAGAAGAAGGUAAAAAAUCUUUGAAAAACUUUCAAGUGUUUUCAGAUCAUGAGGAGAUACUUCAAUUAAAGUCUAGACUUUUGAAUGAAGAUGAAACCCCUGAAUUCAUUGCGCCUUUGAUUCUUCCGUCAAAGCAUCUUGUUGUCACCCGACUUAUUGAACAAGAACACCUGUUGAAUAAACAUGCAGGAACGUCCAUUCUUCUAACAAUCCUGAGAGAGAGAUUUUGGAUUAUAAAAGGUAGAAGAACUGUUCGCUCCGUUAUUAGAGGAUGUGUCACCUGUAAGAGACAAAAGGUUAAAAACCUUGAAGUACCAUUUCCACCUCUGCCUCCUGAUCGAACUAGAUUAUCGGCUGUAUUCGAAGUGUCCGGUGUCGAUCUGGCCGGACCUUUGAUGACCAAGACUAAUGAGAAGGUUUGGAUCGUCCUUUUCUCCUGUGCUGUAUAUAGAACUGUUCACUUAGAGCUGAUACCUUCUCUUAGCACAAACGCUUUUGUUCAAGCAUUACGGCGUUUUAUUGCUAGAAGAGGUAGAGUAGCUACACUAUACUCAGACAAUGGUACCAAUUUCACUGGCCUCAACGCCUCCUUAAAGCGCCUUGAUUGGAACAAAAUCAUGAAAGAAUUUGAAGUUUCCCAAAUCCAAUGGAAAUUCAAUCCACCAUCCGCCCCAUGGUGGGGAGGAUUCUGGGAAAGAUUAAUCGGAAUUCUCAAAGACCUCUUAAGAAAAAACUUGGGACGGUCAUCUCUGACUCAUGAAGAACUCUCAACUCUUGUUUGUGAAUGUGAGUCGAUCAUGAACAAUAGACCUUUGACUUAUGUGUCUGAAGAACCAGAUUUGAGAGCUUUAACACCAUCUUCAUUCCUUCAAGACCUCCCUACUAACGACGUAGCCGACUUAGACAAAAUUGACAAAACUAAUUUAGACAAGAGAUACAGAUAUGUUCAAAGAUUGAGAGAAAGACUAAAAGAAAGAUUCAGGAUCGAAUAUUUAGGUUUCUUGCGUUCAUCUGUUUCCAAGAGACUUGACCAAAUAAAUAUUGGAGACAUCGUCCUGAUUGGCAGAGAAGACAGGAAACGAAUUUUCUGGCCGUUAGGAAAAGUUAUUGAGCUGUUCCCUGGAAGAGAUGGACGAGUAAGACUAGUCAAAUUGAAAACGGACAAAGGGACUUUACUAAGACCUAUUCAAAGACUAUACCCCUUAGAGUUAACUGAAGAUGCCAGUGAACAUUAA